Molecule: messenger RNA, 312 nt
Organism: Fimicolochytrium jonesii
Lineage: Eukaryota; Fungi; Chytridiomycota; Chytridiomycetes; Spizellomycetales; Powellomycetaceae
Exons: 3
Coding region: 1-312 (103 amino acids)
Source: RefSeq, a predicted model, not a curated record
AUGGAGUGCGACGAAAAGCUGGACCCUGCGUUGAACGAGCGUAAGGCAGGCGAGCGGAUUUCGAAGACCGCUCAGCGCGCUGAUAAUCUUCAAAUCCACAGCCAGAAAGUGAUGAGUCAGGCGUCGCCCUAUCUCUCCGCGUCUCGUCAUCGCGCAACUGCUGGUGCUUCGACUGCAGGGUUGUCCACUGCGGAGGCAUCCAAGGCGAACGCUGAGGACCUGAAGGCCGCUGGCAACAGGGCAAUGUCAACCAUGCAGUACGUUCAUGCCAUCAAAUUGUAUUCGGAGGCGUUCGAGCUCGACGCCGAGUAA